Messenger RNA from Physella acuta, 891 nucleotides. Its product is annotated as dynein light chain roadblock-type 2-like. NCBI's taxonomy places the organism in Eukaryota, Metazoa, Mollusca, Gastropoda, Physidae. Gene Ontology annotation, cellular component: cytoplasmic dynein complex. The record is from RefSeq and is a predicted model, not a curated record. Gene Ontology annotation, biological process: microtubule-based movement.
GACAGAACAGAAUGGCUGCAGAAGUUGAAGAGACACUUAAAAGAAUACAGUCACACAGGGGUGUUACUGGGACCAUAGUUGUCAACAGUGAAGGUAUUCCCAUUAAAACAACUCUGGACAAUUCCACCACUGUGCAAUAUGCUAGUCUUAUUCAUAGUUUGACUGCAAAGGCACGCAGCACUGUAAGAGAUAUUGACCCUUCUAAUGACCUCAAGUUCUUGCGCAUUCGUUCCCGUAGGAAUGAGAUCAUGUGCGCGCCUGAUAAGGAGUUUCUUCUCAUAGACAUACAACAACAUGAACAAAGCUAAUAGUAGCAACAGAGGAUUCAUCACAUGUUUGUCAAGCUUCCAGUUGAAUCUAAAGGUUGAAUUUUCCCUUUGAUAAGUAGGAAUGGAAAACUAAUGAUUUUAAAGAGAUGAAUGUACUUAAUCCUUAAAAGUGAUUUUUAAAAUUUUUUAAUAUGUUUUUUUUUAUUGCUCCAGUUUACAAACUAUAUUUAGUUAAUUGUUUCUUUUUGAAACAGAUUUUGUUUAAAAAUUGUGUAUUCUUUAAUCUUUCUGAGUAUGAGUCUGUGAACAUCUCAUAAUCAAUUAUAUAUUUUUUUAAAAAGAUGACAAAAUUCUUAUCUCAAAGCUAUCAAGAUACUUGUGAUGUAUUCUCUAAGUCAAGCCUCUAAGUCGCUUUAAUGUUUUAUUUUCUUUUAAUCUCUACUUAUACUGUGUACAUAAACUUUUAGCUUUAUUUAAACUGCAUUAAACCAAAUAUUGUAGCUAACUUGUGAGCAUGCUUGGUUGUCUGAAAAAAUGUUUAUAAUAUUUACAACUUAUCGUUGAUGUUUUCCAUCUUUCAGAGAGAUUUAAUUCCAAUUAAACUUGGCAAAAAAAGCUUCAC